AUGGGCGAUCGCGAUAGGGAUAUCGAGGAGGGCAACGAGGCGCUUGAUCCCGAGCUGCUCUACACCAAGGAGUACUGCAUCGGUGGAGGAAGCUUUGGCAAGGUCUACAAGGGAGUCGACAAGCGCACCGGUCACGCCGUAGCCAUCAAGAUUAUUGAUAUCGAGAGUGCCGAGGACGAAGUCGAAGACAUUAUCCAGGAAAUCGCCAUCCUGUCCGAACUGCAGUCCCCCUAUGUUACGAAAUACUACGGCUCGUAUGCCAAGGGGGCGGAGCUAUGGAUUGUCAUGGAGUUUUGUUCUGGCGGAAGCUGCGCAGACCUCAUGAAGCCAGGUCUGAUUGGCGAAGACUACAUUGCCAUCGUCAUUCGCGAGCUGCUACUCGGUCUCGAUUACUUGCACACGGAUAAGAAGCUGCACCGCGAUGUCAAAGCUGCCAAUGUACUACUCAGCUCCAACGGGCAGGUUAAACUCGCGGAUUUUGGCGUUUCGGGGCAGCUCUCGGCUACCAUGACGAAGAAGAAUACUUUUGUCGGCACACCUUUCUGGAUGGCCCCGGAGGUCAUCAAGCAGUCAGGGUACGAUCAUAAAGCUGACGUCUGGUCGCUUGGUAUCACGGCGCUGGAGCUUGCCAACGGCGAGCCACCGUAUGCUGAUAUCCACCCCAUGAAGGUGUUAUUUCUAAUCCCCAAGAACCCCCCACCACGGCUGGAAGGAAACUUUACAAAAGCAUUCAAAGAUUUCAUCGAGGUGUGUUUGCAGAGGGACCCCAAAGACCGACCCACGGCCAAGGACCUGCUCAAGCAUCCGUUUAUACGUCGCGCAAAGAAGACGAGCUACCUGACCGAGCUUAUCGAGCGCCACAGCCGGUGGGCUGCGACGCACAAGGGCGACGAUGACGAGAGUGACCAAGGGGGUGAAGAAUACUACGAGCGCCGGCAGGUCGACGAGGACAUGUGGGAUUUCGGCACAGUGAGGCUCGUAGGAGAUCGUGGCGGCGUCGUUCCCCGUCCCGGACUUGGUGCCCUGGACGAGUCUGCCACCAACGCCAGAGCUGCGAGAUCUACGGAAAGCAUAGAUGAUUACGGAGAGCGUUCGAGAGACAGCAGUCCGACCAAGAUUCGCGACUUUGGCCGAGACCUCGCCGUCGCCUCUGAUACCCUCAAGGCGGCCAGUGCCAACACGGGGACCUCUCGACAGGCAUCGCCGCAACGGAAACCAGUGCCGUCGGUUGCGCCUGCGCCCCAGUCGCCGGCCAAGGUGCCUCUUCCAAUGUCACCUGAGAAGUUGCAAAGAGGAGGAGGAGGGGGUCCAGAGACACCGCGACCCGUCUCUCGAUUGAUUCCUCCUGCCGUCCCGGUCAGUCAAUCUCCGGACUACGACCGAGAAUUACAGGUUCAGUUGCAGAAGGACAUGGGCUUGAUGAGUCUAGGCCCUGUAAUUCAGCCCGCCGACUUGCAACACCUCGAUGAUGCUACACCCCCGCGACCCCCUCUCCAUGGGCCUCGGCCAAACAACAAGUUUGCACCGAUUACUCUUCCAGAAAUCCCACCAUACCGCGGCAGCCCGCAGGCGCAACAAACGCCGGUCAGGAUACCGAGCCAAUCUCCGAAUGGGCAACAUCGCCAACCGUCUGGCCAGGCGGCGCCGCCUCCACCACCAAAGGCAUACGCGCUGCCCUCAAAGACGCAGACACCUACUCCUGAACCCGCGGCUCCUUCAUCCUUCCCCCCGCCAGCGCCGUCUAACCCCAACGGGGAGUUGGACGCCUUGAACGAUGUCAUUUUCCCCGCACUCGAGGAGGCGCUAAAGAGGAGACAAAUUAGGCUGCAACAGGCAUUCCGACCUCAACAGGGUUCGUCUAGCCUCGUGGCCAUGAACCAGGUGACCCCAAAGCAACAACGAGCGGAGGCGGCUCACGAGAAGCUGCGAAAGCUCGUAUAUAAGCUCGCUCAUGUGUGUAAAGAGAUUGACCACUACGACAAGGCGGAGCCCGUGGGUAUGGGCAGGGACGUUGGCACCUUCCUGGAGGGGCUGUUGGAGGAAAUUCUCGUCAGGGUUGAACCCCUCGACGAGGAGGAUGUUGCGGCGUGA
This is a messenger RNA of Colletotrichum costaricense, 2091 nucleotides long. RefSeq lists its product as uncharacterized. The record is from RefSeq and is a predicted model, not a curated record. Lineage: Eukaryota; Fungi; Ascomycota; Sordariomycetes; Glomerellales; Glomerellaceae. Bases 1 to 2091 code for a protein of 696 amino acids. Gene Ontology annotation, molecular function: ATP binding; protein serine/threonine kinase activity. Gene Ontology annotation, biological process: protein phosphorylation. Gene Ontology annotation, cellular component: cytoplasm. The transcript has 4 exons.